GCCCACUGGCUACUCAUGCAAUAGUGCUACCCAUAUUGAUAAUGUAGUAAUUGAUUUUUCAUAUGAUUCCGGGACAUAGCCAAUCUGUUGGGCAUAAGUAGGGGAUGAUUGUUAGGGAUCUCCGACUUCAGUAGAUACAGUAAGAUCUACCUGUGACUAAAUUGUGACUUGUUAAUUCAUUACUCUCUUGGAUUAAAUAUCAGUCUUACAGACAUUAUGAUAAUAAGUGAAAGCUGACAAACGUGUUCACUGGGUGAUGACAGAGUCCGAUAUUCUGACAUAGAUGUAACCAGUCAAUGCCAGCUCAACAGAUCGCCUCCUAGUGAAUUGACCAAUAUGGAUCGAUGUGAUGAAUGAAAUGUGUCUAUUUCUAUGGGAGGCCACCAUGCAGUUUUGCAGGUGAUGUAUAGGUUACAAUGAAUAAAAACAAUGGAAGAGGGAGCUGUCAGGAAACCCUCUGGACGUGGCCAGCGUGACAAGUCGAGGAAGCUUUCUGGACGUGGCCAACAUGAAAGGGGUAGGAAAGUGUUGGGUCCUGGAAGAGUAGUGUGCUGGGGCUGUAAUGAGUUUGGUCAGAAUUCUAAACAAGCCAAGGAUGAUGUCGCCUUUAAAGAUGGUCUCCUGAGCCAUUUCAGCAGUGACCUUGGUGGUCAAGUGAAAGUCGCUGCCUGUGGAGCCAGUCACACUCUUGUCGUUACAGAUUCCAAUGAGAUCUAUGCCUGGGGGAAUGGCAACAGUGGACAACUUGGAACUUGGGACAUGGAAAGUAGCUGUGAGCCGAGACGAAUCGAGUUGGUGGGUAUGCCCCCAGAUACUGUGGUGUCUGACCGUCUCCAGGUGAUACAGAACAAGUUGACCCAGAGGGCGGGGCGUCCAGAGGUGGUGGGUGUGGCCUGUGGAGGGAGACACUCAAUGGUUGUCUUUAGCAACGGGCAGGUAUACAGCUUUGGAAACAACUUCUACGCCCAGCUUGGCUACAACUUCAGGGAAAAAAACUACAAAGAAAACCAGAUAAAGCCGUACCUGCUUAAGUCCCUGAUUGGCAGACCUGUGUCUGAGGUAGCUUGUGGAGACAAGCACUCCAUCUUCAGAUUUCAGUCUGGCUCCAUCGCUUGUGUCGGGUGCAAUUCCACUGGACAGAUAGGGACAGGUGACAGAGAGGAAGCACUAGUGCCAAAGAUCCUCGAGAUGACUGGUCCAAUCACACAUGUGGCAUGUGGCUCCAACCAUAGUCUAGCAAUUUCAGACAAAGGCGAGGUGUAUAUCUGGGGCUACGGAAAGGCAUGUGGAAAUAAAUCCUCUGAUGUGUUGUCUCCUGUUCUCAUGGAAACUGGAAGAAGCAAGGUCACGAAGGUCGCUGGUGGAAUGUAUCACAGCAUGGCACUUACAGCCUCUGGAAAUAUCUACACCUGGGGAGCUGGAUCAGAUGGGCAACUAGGACACGGUGACCAAGUUUUGUUUCUGUCGGAACCUCAGCGACUAAAAAAUCACCAUCUUAGAGGAAAGAUCAUACACAUAUCUUCUGGAGAGUCGUUCUCUGCUGCAGUUACAGAAAAUGGCCGCCUGUAUAUGUGGGGUAAGAACAGUCACACGAUCCAUCCAGAUGAAGCUUCCGGUCAUCGUGUCUGGGAGCCACACUGUGUGAACUCCAGGGGUCAACCAGUACAAUAUAUUACCUGUGGGUCGUGGCAUGCUGUCAGCAUCACUGGUUCUCCAGAGUUUAUAAGGAGAGGCAGUGUUGACAAGUUGGAGUUUUCGGAUUCCGUGUGUUUGGAUCAUUCCGAGGGGUCUGUAGAGGAUUCGGCAGACAUAGAUCAUUGUGAUUCUGUGAUUACACCAGAGGACUUAGGAAACACAAACCAGGACCUGUUUACAGAGACCACAGACGAAGUGGGAGUGUUUCUGCCCAGUCUGAGCCUGCGGCGGGACAUGACUGCAGUAGACAGGGACAAAACCAAGCUCAGUCUAGCAGAAUUUUAUGCACCCACACCAGACAUCCCUCGUGAACCAGCAAUGCAUGAAGAUGAGGACACAGAACAGGUCGCAGACAUUGGCAACAUACCUGUGAGUGCACGAUCUACUAAGUUAGUGGUUCAGGUUCCGAUGAACAGUGAAAAAAAAGAACCGCAGAUGGCUGCUCAACACAGGUGUGAUGUGGCUACCUCACCCAUCCCCUUCAGCAGCUCUGAGUCGGAGAGUGCUGCCCAGGAAUAUGUCAGUCCAGCGCCCACCAAGGUGGACAGCGAGCGGACCAUACCGCAGGACUUGUCGGAGAGUCAAGAAGCACGGGAGGACCGUGAAUUCCGUGCCAAGAUACCAAAAACUUACAACAGGGAAGACAUGACCAAAAUGCAUGCGCUCCUUAACUACGAACGUCAGAAAACAUGUGGGAUAAAGCAUCCCCCUUCUGUUGUGCAAAUCAGUCGAACUUCUGCGGAUAGCUUUAUGCUGCCUAGGGAAAAUACAGGUUUUACUAGUAAACAAAUUGACUUUGCCGAAAUGGAACAUUUAAGAUCUAGAGGCAAUAAUAAAUCUCCUGAAAAAAUUCUCAAAAUUCAAGGGAAAUCCACUACAGAUGGUGGAGUGGUUAGAUUGUUUGAAUCACCAUAUACAAGUAGAUCCUACACUGAGGAUGGUCCUAGUAGAAUACAGGCUAUAGACCAUAGGAACUCUCCCUACAGCCGAGGUGGCGACAAUUUUCUUCAUAAAUUCCCUGAUGGCCGAUUCAUGGACAGUCCUGCCUUACGGUCAGGUCGUCAUAGUGAGACCACGAUUAUUAACCUAUCUCAGUUUGAGCGAGCGGCCAGUAAUUAUGCUGUGUUGGUUUCUCGUGCGUCAGAAAGUUCUCUGGCUGAUUACGCUCGGAGUUGGGCUGCUCCAGAGACUUCUGAUGAUAGUCGGCUGUCCCAGGCCAAGUCAUACGUCAAACAUCCUCAGCCCAUCAAGAACAGUAUCCCUAACAAGAACAACAAAGCCAACUUCAGGAACUACAAGAUUUCUAGCUUUAUUCGCCGACGGAAGUUACAGAUAUCGCGGUCAAACACUGUGGUGGCAGAAAUGGAAAGUCCGGCCAAACCCUCCAGUGACAAGGUCAAAGAUAUGCAACGUUAUGCAAAGGUCCACAACCCCCAGGGCACGUCCUUCAAACAGGAGAGUAGGAUACGCCUCGGACAGUCUUUCCAGCGAAAAGUCAGCAUACCUGCUAGUCGAGCAUAUCUGGCUAAGGAGGAACCUGUUGAUGGUCUUUGUGUCAAAGGUCAAACUGGAUCUUCCAGGAAAAAUCCUACAUAUUCUAGUGCCUCGUUUUGGAGAGAUAAAACUGACAUGGACAAAGUAAGGGCCAUGAAUGGUCACAACUCAUCAUACCUAGCCUCGGAUCACUCUUCACCUUCACGGGGCACCCCCGAGUCCCAUAGGGAGGUAGAGGAGGGGGCGACACCUGGUGUGGAGGAACAGGGGGACGCAACUCCCAGGGACAGUAAGCUUGUUGAUGUUCUCAAGGAGAACAGCAAUAAAAUGCAACACAAACCUGCAGACAAGUUUCGGCGCGGAAAAUUAGUUGGUUCAAGGAGCCAAAGCUUUGAUGACAAUAGUACAGUGAUGUUGAAAAUAGAACCACGAGGAGUUUCUAUCAGUACCAAGGAUAGCGGGAUGUCACAAGUACGGUAGAGUCUGGACUCACCAAAACGUGUGGGACGUUCCAGGUGUCAGUCCGCACACUGCAGCUCGGGUGUUGAUAUUUACCUUAAACGAUGCGUUAACCUCUCUAACCAGAAGACCAUGGGACACUUCUGAAGGGAAUCUUCAGAGUUGUCCUGCUUUGUUACUCAGAGUGAAAUAAUUGUAAUACAAGGUGUUCUUCCUGAGAUAUUUAUUUGGCUUUACUAGAAUACUCUGUUAUUGAUAUUUCAUAUUGUUCUUCAUGUACCAGGCUAUAAAAGCUAUGUAAUGAAUCAGAUUAUUCAUAUGCAUGAAACAGUCCAUGUAAUUAAUGCAAGUCCAGUAAUACAUAGCUAUGACUAAAUAAAUAUUUCGGGAAGUACCUGUUCAGCUCACAUAACUAAUGUAGUCUUGCCAUGUAGACCUAUAGCUUAUAUUGACAUGAUGUGGAUUGCUGUUUCCAAUGUUAAACUCACAGUUUUUAAUAGGUAGUCGUGUCUGCCAUUUACUCAUCAAACUUAACAGAGUUGUGUUUCUAGUACUAAGCAUGCAUACCAGUAAUGUUUCUUAUUGAUAAAAGUUGCCAUAGAAAUUCAUGCCAAGUGCUUGCAUGAUAAACAUGUAAAAGUACUGGAAAAAUCCUAUAUACCAUACAACAAUGACAGAAAGAGACUUGAUAUUGCCAAAAAGUAUUAUAGAAUUUCUACAUUGUUCAUCACUACCAGAGUUUUUGUAUUUUACAAUGUUAUGGUAACUUAGGUCAUCUCCCCUGAUCUUACAGAUCUUUCAUGUGGUCAUCAGUUUGACCAGUCUGGUCUUUUCAACAAGACUUUCCUUCUCAUAGGAACAUUUCAGAGUGAGAUUUCAAACGACCUGGCACCGUUAUUAUGUACCAUUAUAUAACAGUAGUGACACUUGAGUAGAACACUGUUUGAACUGGUAUUCAGACCAGAGUAUGAUAGUAGAAGAUGCGUGAUAUUUUGCUCAAUGGUUAGAUAAUAAUAAGUUCAUGAAAAAUCAUUACUGUAUUUAUCCUCCAAUAGGCCCAAGGGGGCCAAGACAUAUUCUCUGACUUUCAAUAGGGCUUAAUUGUUUGAUUAUUAAAUAAGAAGUGAGCUUAUUACCAGGCAUGGACUUAUUUGACACAUCACUCCAUUACUUGUAUUUUACAAAUGCCAUGGCAAUCCUUCAAAAAGGAUGAGCAGUUCUUUGUUUUGCCAUAUUUCAAAAACUCGAAAAGAAUAUUGCCGCCACCACUUAGUUCCUUCGGUUUGCAUUUAUUAUGCAUAAUGACACCACAUUUUGGAUUUAGAAGUUUUGAGUUGACAUUCUGAUAUGUUGACAUUGAACUCCAACUAACACAAGUUCAGUAUUUAUAUCUAGCUCCUUCAGACAGAAUAAUGAUAUCAUAAGAUCUUUUAAUAGAACAUCUGUCUUCCAAAUAACAGUCACUGGUUUCAGACAUGGACUUUUCAUUCAAAAUUUUGAUACAUUCUGGACUGGAACUGUUAUAGCAGGACACAUCAAAAGCUGAAGGCAGUUUCUUCCGUUGUUGGUUUGACCUUUUGUCCUUGUCACUCUUGUGAAGAAUGGGUUAUUGUUUAAACCUGGAAAAUACACUUGUCGUUACUCAAACUUAACCUGUCAAACCAAGGAUCAAUGAUGUUUGACCUUGUUAAAAAUACACAUACACAAACCCUGAUGUAAUGUUACACAGUAGAUCAUAUCCACAUUUUAAGAGCUGAUUUUGUAUUGUGAUAACACACACCAUGUGUUACCAGAAAAAUAAAACAUGACUUUGAAGCUAGGGCAGGAUGCUCCUCAUCUACAUGCUUCUCUAGAAAUCCUGACCCCUGCUGUUAACAGUGUUGUACAAGGUCACUUAGUUCACUUAAGGAUAUAUGCCGCCUUAUGGUCAAAAGAGCUCCAUAUGCAGUUCAGUUAAUUCAAUUCUUUUUUUUAUGGAUAUAAGUUGAUGAUAUUAUGCAAUUAUCAACCUUUGCAUUGAUUUCAGGUUAAAUGCGAUUGAUUAUACAGACGAAAUCUUGCCCAGGUCUGUAUAUAGUCACAUGUAAACUGAAAUUAAAAGUCAGUAGCUUCUUUAUUAUGAUUCAACAAGUUGAAACAGGAAGAAGUAAUAAACAAAAAACAAAAUUUGAAGUUUCAAGUUUAUUAAUGAUUAUUGUGUAGAGUACAAACUCAACAAUCAUUGAAUGUUUACAGAUAUCAGUGAGUGGCCUGUAUCAUUGAAUGUUUACAGAUAUCAGUGAGUGGCCUGUGUCAUUGAAUGUUUACAGAUAUCAGUGAGUGGCCUGUAUCAUCGAAUGUUUACAGAUAUCAGUGAGUGGCCUGUGUCAUUGAAUGUUUACAGAUAUCAGUGAGUAGCCUGUGUCAUUGAAUGUUUACAGAUAUCAGUGAGUGGCCUGCUUUUAGUAAUUGUGUGUUGUUAUUGAUGUCAAAUAGAUUGUUUUCUUAAUAUCAGCUGUCUCCAUCACUGGUAAAUGUUCAUCCCCCGUCCCCUUGCCCUGGUACUUAAGUUUUUGCAGACAGAGUCAAACAUAUUUGAUUCCCUGCGGUCGGGUCUAUAGACAAUAUCUAUAUCUCAUAAACCUUCAACAGACUUUAAAUGCCUGUUCAGUCCAUUCUGGAUAGCAAUCAACCUUGUUUUCUUCAACAACGCCAUUCUCCUGUCUGACUUCAACAUGAAAUGUGCUGACAGCUUUAUCCAAGACUUUCCUGUCAAACCUUUUAAAUGCAGGUGACUGUCCUUAUAUCAUUGCGAAAUUGUAACUAUGCAGGCGUGCCAUGGAACUUUUAGUGUUUCUUUAGGUGUUCAGCGAGUCCUUCUGCAUCAGAAUUGUGUGCAUUUCCUGGUUUAUGGUAGGAAAUCUUUCUUUUUGACCAGACUGCAAUCUGCCAUCUUUGUGCUUGCAAAUAAAAUAUACUCAUAUUUGUCUUGUUCCCUGAUUGGCUAAUAUCUUAUUAAAGGUAUCAUCUGAUUAGCUAUUAUCUGAAUCUGAGAGUGGACUUCUCUUAGCUAAUUUUAGCACACAGGUAUUCUCACUGUCUUAAUUUUUUUUAUCUUGGAGCGGACAUUGCACGCUUUGGUGACUGUACAAGAAUUAUGAAGUUGACUAAUCAGAGUUAAGCAUAAUUGAUGGUCAAUGGAGAUUGUCUAACAUAAGGAUUUAUAUCAAGGAAUCUUAUCUAACAUGAAGUUUAUAUCAGGUAGAUUGUCUAACAUGCAAGAUUAUAUUAAGGGAGAUUGCCUAACAUUGCCAAUCAUGGUCCAAUAACAGGUAUAAAGUGUAAGGUGGCAUGCAUCCUUAAUGUCAAAUAGGUAGGUUGUAGACAUAAAUAUACUUAAUGACAAUCAUUGGUCAGUAUCAUCUGUUUUAUUGUCGAUCAUUGGUCAAUUCUUAUAACCUACACAAAGCUAGUAUAGGUAGGUUACAAGCAUACACUGUCAAUUAUUGGUCAAUACAAUAUGUUUUAUUGUCAAUCAUUGGUCAAUAUUAUGUUUUUUUGUCAAUCAUUGAUCAAUUCAUAAAACAAUAUCAACAUGCACAAAAUCACUGAAAAACAGGACAUGGUACUAACAUUAAUUGGUCAUGAUCAACUCUUACCCCAAACCACCCAGUGUAACCUACACAAGGUCACCGAAGGUUAAGACUGUAAGGACACUCUAGGAUAUUUAUGUACCCCCAGAUUACAUUAAUAAUCACACAUUUGUGAAGUUGUAAACUUGUGAGUUUUACCGUUUUAUACAAUAUGCAUGAAAAAACACUAUUUAUAGAUUUGUUUUAUUAUAACUUACACUACUUUAUAAGGACAUUUACUUAUCAUAUAUAUAUACAAUGAUAAUGUGUGAUAUUCGUUUUUUUGUGACGUAUGUUACAUUCAUGCUGAUCAGACUGUGAUAUACAUUUUAUAGAAAUAAAUGUUUACAAGAGCUAAUACUUCCUAGUUCU
Mizuhopecten yessoensis (Yesso scallop) is the source of this 7631-nucleotide messenger RNA. RefSeq lists its product as uncharacterized. Lineage: Eukaryota; Metazoa; Mollusca; Bivalvia; Pectinida; Pectinidae. Bases 430 to 3669 code for a protein of 1079 amino acids. The record is from RefSeq and is a predicted model, not a curated record. The transcript has 15 exons.